Molecule: messenger RNA, 2144 nt
Organism: Gorilla gorilla gorilla (western lowland gorilla)
Lineage: Eukaryota; Metazoa; Chordata; Mammalia; Primates; Hominidae
Gene: DEPDC4
Product: DEP domain containing 4
Biological process (GO): intracellular signal transduction
Source: RefSeq, a predicted model, not a curated record
GGCGGGGCUAUGGUGCCAGGGGAGGAGUCAGCGCGCGAGCUUAGGGCGGUUCUUUUGACUCCGCCGUUCCGUAGACUUGUCAGUCAGAACGAGCUUCCGGGCCCAGGGUUGAACGGGCCAAGUUCCAGGAACCGUAGAGGUGGCUUCUGCCGGGAAAGGAGGACAGGAUGCUCUGGUCCUUUUCAAGCUACUCAGCUAUGGGAUGGUAUUAUUCACUCUCUUCAGGCCCAAGUGGAAAUAAAAAGAAGGAGGCAUCAUUUACCAACAUACAAAGACUGUUUCACUGGUUCUGAUGCUGUCGAUGUGGUCUUAAGUCAUCUUAUGCAAAACACGUGCCUAAGUAGCAAUGACAUCUCUCGUCUUAAAGGGGUUCAUCUUUGCCAAGUUCUAAUGAAUCACAAAGUAUUUGAACCAGUAGGAAUGAAGAAGCUUUUCAAAAAAGAAAAGGAAUUGGAAUUUGAAGAUUCCAACAUUAGUCUCUACAGGUUUCUAGGCAAUAAAUCAUCUUACAAUUGUUGCAAAAGACAAAAGGAUGCUGAGAAUGAGUUCAAUGAAACCUUGAGACCAGGAUAUGAAAUGAUUUCAAAUCCUCUAGCACAGGAGAUUGGUGAGGAAAGAAUUGAGGAAUUUAUUCAUACAAUAAAUGGGAAUCCAGCUUUAUGUCCAAAUAUCACAGUUCAGAAACCUUUUCUCCGGCUUUCAAAAGAAGAUGUUUGGAAAGAACAAACAUUAUUAUGUCUUCUUCAAUUGAUUCACCUUCCAUUCUUGGACAAUAUUUUGGAGCCUCCAGUUAAAACACAAAAUCUUCAAUUAAACAAAGAGGAAGAUCUUGUUAUUACUAACACUUGCCUAGACAAAGAACUUAUUCCAAGCUUAUGUCUACCUGAGAUCGAUAACUGGCUUAAUGCAGCAAUUGAAUGCUUGGAGUAUUUCCCUGACCAGUUAAUAGUUACAGUUAGUCAGCAGUUAAUGCAAAACAGAAAUGAAGAGACAAGAUUGAACAGUCGGAAGAAGAUACUCUUUGAUGUCAUAGCAAAAUACUAUGCUCAGAGAGAUUGCCUAUUAACUGAUGAGUAUUUUGUUAUUCAUUCAGGAAUUAUUGAACUUUUAGAUAAAACAGGAUAAAAUGAGAAAAGAGCAGAAGCACUUGAAGCAAUACAACUAUAUCUAAGAUUGCUGUUGCUGAACAUUAGAGAAAAAUUAUGAUGGCUACUUAUUUUUAUGGCAAUGGCAUCAGAGCCCAAUGCCUACAAGGUGCAAAAACAGUAUGAUAAUAAAACAGUGGUCCCGAAAACUCUUGCCAAAUCAGUUUUGCAAGCCAAAUCAUUAUUAAAAGUGCGGGCAGAACAACUGGUCUGGUUUCUACUGGAGUACCACUCUGAGCUCUUCAAGACACCAGUUACUUUAUUGGAUCUGGUUAGUAAGAAACUUAAGAAGCUUCUACAUAGAGAAGAUGCAGAUGCCAUAUCAGGUAUGGCUGAAAAUAAUAGCUACACAUCUACAGCUUAGGAUACUGGAGAUUUAAUGAGAAAAAGUACCAAAAGGUUGACACAUGGCUUUACAUUUUGCCAACCCUUGACAUACAAGGAGUUUGAAAAGCAGAAGGGAAGGACAAUUCAGUAUCUACACCAGUUGGCUCUUGAGAUUAAUAGUAACCCCAGCAUUUCUCUGAAACGAAAAAAGAAAAUAAUUAAGGAAUUUCAAAAACACCAUCCAGAAGCUUUGAAUUAACAUUUCUGAUACAAGAAACUACAAUUUGUAAAUAUAAACAAUUCUCUGGUGGUUUUCUCAAAUUGCCAUACUUACACUUCAGAGAAAGCAUAAUCUCAAAGGAUUUUAAGUGUUUUAUUUUUUAUUUUUAUUUUGUAGAGACAGGGGUCCUAUUAUGUUGCCCAGGCUGGUCUCAAACUCCUGGCCUCAAGUCAUCCUCCUGCCUUGGCCUCUUAAAGUGCUGGGAAUAUAGGCAUGAGUCACUGUACUUGGCCAUUAUUUUAUUUUUAUAAAAUAUUACUUUUAAUUUAAUCAUGCUUAAAAUAUGUUAAGGAAGUUUUUAACUUUAAGAAGGAAUACAAGUUAGCCUUCAUGUUUGCUGAUUCACUUAAUUAUGCUGCUAAAAUCACUUAAUAAAUGUGCUGCUAUUAUUA